AUAGAAAUGCAUCUAAUAAAGGAAAAUUAUAUAAGUCAGGAAGUAACACUAUUAAAUUUUGGUGUCUAAGUAGAGGUGUUGAGAAGUAGGUAUACUUUUUUGGCGUAGUUUUUCAUUUUCAUCAUAAUACCAAAAUGGUACAAGAUAGAGGCAUUGACUCAGAAACUGACCCAUGCAUACAAUUUGGCAAGUUAAUAUCCCGGGUUCCGCCUGGAGAACAAGUGGUUAUUUCAGGCAUGGCUGGGAUGUUUCCUUUAUCUGAAAACAUAGAAGAAUACCAAUACAAUUUGGAGCAUAAGAUCGAAAUGGUUACAGAAAUCCCUUCGCUACAUCCAGAAAUGCCGCCAAGAUUUGGAAAAAUGACAGAAAAAAGUAGUACGAGUUUUGAUGCGGGAUUUUUUGGUCUACAUCCAAAGCACAAUCUUACUCUGUCACCAGUCUCCAAGUUUCUUUUGGAAAAAUGUUACGAGUGUAUUUUUGACGCUGGAUUACAUCCAAGUGAUCUAAAAGGAAUGAAUACUGGCGUGUUUCUGGGUUUGUGCUUUAAUGAGGUUGAAUGUCACUGGUUUUUACGAGACCUCGUUGAGGGAGGGAAUUCUAUAUUAGGAAAUCUAAGAUCAGAUAUCGCGAACCGUAUAUGCUACGAAUUGAAACUUAAAGGUUUAACAAUGGUAACAGAUACAGCUUGCAGCAGCUCAGCUUAUGCUCUUGAAGCAGCUUUUAAAGCUAUAAGAAUGGGGCAAUGCGACGCUGCAUUAGUUGGUAGUGCCAAUUUGCUUAUUAGUGGUGGUUGCUCCUUGCAGUUUGCCAGGUUAGGCGUAUUAAGUCCUGAGGGUCGGUGUAGACCAUUCGAUAUUGAUGGUCUGGGAUAUGUCAGAGCAGAAGCAGCGUCGAUUAUUUUGCUUCAAAAAGCAAAGGACAGUAAGCGCAUUUAUGCUAGGAUAGUACACACUAAAACCAACUGUGAUGGUUACAAAGAACAUGGUAUUACUUACCCUAGUGGCGUAGCUCAGUAUAAUUUAUUAAAGGAAAUAUAUUUGGAGAGCGGCAUCCGUCCUGCGGAUAUGAGCUAUAUUGAAGCCCAUGGAACAGGAACAAUCGUUGGUGAUCCCGAAGAAACGAAUGCUAUAGACGAGUUUUUCACCCCAGGAAGAAGCACCCCAUUACUAAUAGGUUCUUGUAAGUCUAGCAUUGGACAUUCUGAGCCGGUGUCUGCUUUAUGUUCUAUUGUUAAGGUUAUUCUUGCUUUUGAAAGGAACAAUAUAUCUCCAAAUAUUAACUACAAGACGCCAAGACCAAUGAUUCACGGCCUUAUAGCUGGACGGCUCGAAGUAGUUGUAGAAAAUACACCGUUUAGAGAUGAUAAUCGUUUAGUAGGAGUAAGCAGCUUUGGUUUCGGUGGUGGCAACGCCCACGUUAUUCUUGAAGGUAUGAAAAAAAUUAAAACCAAUGAAGGCAGACCCAAAGAUAAAAUCCCAAGACUGGUAUGCAUCAGUGGUAGAACAGAAGAAGCAAUUGACGUGUUGGUCAAAGAUAUUAGUGAGAAAUUCGACGCUGAAUAUAUAGGACUUGUGCAUAACAUAUUCAGGAAAGAUAUUGAAAAUCACAUUUAUAGAGGAUAUGGUAUAGUAUCGGAAAAGGGAUCGUUGAAAAUGUCGUGUAAAUUGUUCAACCCGAACAAGUCAAAUGUGGCUUUAUUUUUUGGAGGACUUACUAAAUAUUCCAGAAAUGUAUUAAGUGAAUUAUUGACGUUGCCAGCUUUAGUCGACUUUAGUAAUUGCGUUUCCGAGUUUUUUUCGAAGAAAGAACUCGACUUAGAACACAUAAUGUCAAAUUUUUCGAAUGCUGCCUUCUUUAUCGCAGACAUGCUUACCCAACUCACCUUAACCGAAUUAUUGAAGCAAUUGGAAUUGAAAUUUACAACAAUCGAAGCUCGUUCCUUUGGAAAAUUUAGCAGCGCUUAUUUCCAGGAUCUGAUUUCAUUAAGUCAGUUCUUAGAAUGUGUUUAUGUAGUAGCAAUGGUGGCAGAAAAAACUGCCGUAAGCACAAAUGGUAGUGGAAUACGUUUUACAGCUUUGACCAAAUAUGAAAAGGAAAUAUUGAAGGAAUUCAAACGAAUUCUACCAGCACAAAAACAGAUGAAUGGUUUUCAAGGACCUACUAUGCCUCGUGACUCUCCCGAAUUCCUUGUAAAUGCUGUAUUUGAAAAAAAUCAAAUUGAAUUAAGUAAGAAACGUACAUAUUCUACAAUAUUGGAAGUUGGUCAAAGCUUGGCCGUUUCAAAGAAAAUCAAGUGCCCAGUUUUAAACAUGAGCGAACAAAAUAGUUUGGUGGACAUUUUCGAUAUAAUUGGAAGUUUAUAUGAAAAUGGUCUACAGCCGCAACUUUAUAAACUCUAUCCCAAAAUUGAGUUUCCUGUAAGUCGAGGCACUCCAAUGAUCUCCCCGAAGAUUAAGUGGAAACACGACCGCAAACAGUUCCUGCCAUCAUUCGAUUGCACCCUGUAUAAAACGUAUGCGAUGGUUUUCCGAAUAAGUCCCAACGAAGAUGAGUGGGCCGGUGUGGAUGGGCAUGUAAUUGAUGGAAGAAACCUAUUCCCAGCGACGGGAUAUUUGUUCCUAGCUUGGACCGUCUUUGCGGAGCUAUUAGCAGUAGAAGUGUCGAAACUUGGUGUGGUGUUUGAAAAUUGUAAAUUUUUGAGAGCUUGUAACGUACCGAAAGCGGAUGCACUUUCACGAAACAGCCUUGAGCUCCACGUGAUGAUUCAAAAGAUUUCUGGAAAUUUUGAAAUAACUGAAGAGGGUAUUCCAGUAGUGACAGGACGAAUCAAACUAAAAGACGCACACAGCAUGCCAAACAUUUCAUUUAAGGAACAAUUAUCUGAAAAGACGAUGGACUCCAAAGAUAUUUAUAAGGAACUAAGACUCAGAGGUUACCACUACAAAGGCCUUUUCAAAAAAAUCAUUCAAUGCAAUCAAGCAGCAACCAGAGGUAAAAUACAGUGGUGCGAUAACUGGAUAGCAUUUAUGGAUAAUAUGCUUCAAAUGCAGAUUCUUAGUGAAGAUACUAGACUCUUGUUUGUUCCUACUAAGAUAUCCAAAUUAACUAUUGAUCCCGAUAGACAUUGGGAACAAAUAAAUCUGCUGAAAAAAGGGCAGGAUGUAACUGUUGAUUUGCCAGUAGAAGUAUAUCAUAAUUCUGGAAUCAUUAGAUCUGGGGGAAUAGAAAUUAGUGGUCUGCUAGCAUCUUCAAUACCUCGAAAGAAAACUACUGCAGUACCAGUAUUGGAAAAGUAUCAGUUUGUGCCAAAUCAAGCACAGCUACCGCUGGAACAAGCUGUUAGAGUCUUUACGCAAAUAGCUUUGGAAAACCAUUGCGGCCUUAAAAUUAAAGCGGUUGAAGUUCUUGAUGAAGAAAGUGAUGAAAAUCUAACCCCACUAGCUCCAUUGAUUCAAGAAGUUUUAAGUGAUCAACCACUAGUUCAGACUGACAUUAGUAUCUUGACCAGCCAAACACUUGAUUUAAAUGUAAAUGUUCAAAAUAAAAAAUUACAACAUGAAACAGACUGUACGCUUGUAGUUGGAAGCAAAUUAUUAAGUAGAACUAAUCUUCUUCAAGAUGCCGUAGCGGUUACUAAAGAUAUUGGUUUCGUUAUUAGUAGAGAAUCCUUAGAUGCAGAUACAAGCCAAAGUUUUAUGGGGCUACAAAUAAUAAAUAUAUGUAGAACUCCCCAAGAAAUGUUAGUAUUUUUGAAAAAAAGUAAUCAGGCAAAUAAAUCAAGGGUCUUUAUAAAUGUCAAUACAAAGACAAGAAAGUUCGAUUGGUUAGAAGAGCUAAAGGAAGCGGUAAAAAAAGAUCAAGAUGUGAUUGCGUGGUGCCAAAAUGAACCUCUGAAUGGUAUAAUUGGUCUUAUAAAUUGUAUUUCUAAAGAACCUGAUUGCAAGCAUAUCAGAUGUCUGUUUAUAGUAGACAAAGCACCAAACUUUGAGCCAACUAUGCCAUUCUAUAAAGUACAACUUGAUAAACAGUUAGUUAUCAAUGUUUUUAAGAACGGAUCUUGGGGUACAUACAGACAUCUCAUUUUGGAUGACGUACCAGAAGUUGAAAGCGAACACUGCUAUGCCAACAGCACAGUUAGAGGAGAUUUAUCAAGCAUCAAAUGGAUCGAAGGACCUCUGAAAAUUCAGAAUAACAAAAAUCAAAAUAUUGUUAAAAUAUACUAUGCUUCCUUAAACUUCAGAGAUGUUAUGACUGCAUCAGGCCGAAUAAACGCAGAUGUGAUCACAAGAAAUCGAAGGGAGCAAGAAUGCGUUCAAGGUUUUGAGUUUUCUGGAAAAACUUUAAGUGGUAAAAGAGUGAUGGGUAUGUUAUCUCAAGGAACAUUGGCUACAAUGGUUAAAUCAGAUGAGAACCUUUUAUGGGAUGUGCCAAACAAAUGGACCCUGAAAGAUGCAGCUACAGUGCCUGUAGUCUAUAGUACUUGUUUAUAUGCUUUGGUUGUCGUUGGUAAAAUAAAACCCGGUAACUCAGUACUAAUCCAUUCAGGAACUGGCGGAAUUGGACAGGCAGCCAUAAACCUUUGCUUAAAUAUGGGUUGUACAGUAUUCACCACUGUGGGCACCGAAGAGAAACGAAAAUACAUUAAAAGAAAUUUCCCACAAAUUAACGAAAGUCACAUAGGCAACUCUAGAGAUCUCAGUUUUGAACAAAUGAUAAUGAAAGAAACAAACGGUGCUGGAGUGGACAUAGUGCUUAAUUCUCUUGCUGAAGAGAAAUUACAGACCUCUGUACGAUGCUUGGCCAAAAAUGGUCGGUUUUUAGAAAUUGGGAAAUUUGACUUAGCCAAUGAUAAUCAGUUAACACUAUUGCCUUUCGAAAAAGGCAUCAGUUAUCAUGGAGUUAUGUUGGACAAGCUCUUUAAUGAACCAGACGAAGUUAAAAUGGAGCUUAAAACGUUGCUACAAAAGUUCAUUGAUAGUGGUGCGGUUAAACCAUUACAACCGACAGUAUUUAAAACAAACGAGGUCGAGCAGGCGUUUAGAUUUAUGACCACAGGAAAACAUAUGGGAAAAGUGUUAGUUGAAAUAAGGAACGAGGAUGAACAACAUCAUCAAGAGAAAUUUAAAUGUCUUCCAAGGUAUAAAAGUAAAAUUAUUACCAUGUAUAACUUUAAAAUAUAUUUUUUAAAAUUUUUCAGGUACUUAUGUGAUCCGAAUAAGACUUAUGUAAUUUGCGGUGGCCUGGGUGGCUUUGGAUUAGAGUUGGCUGACUGGCUUAUUCUUAGAGGAGCUCAAAAUCUGGUGUUAACUUCUCGAAAGGGGAUUAGUACUGGAUAUCAACAAUAUAGAGUGUCAAUCUGGAAAAGUUACGGUUGCAACAUCACAAUUUCCACCAAAGAUAUAACAACAAAACAAGGCUGUGAAGACCUUAUAAAAGAAGCAAACAGCAUUGCGCCAAUAGGAGCCAUUUUUAACUUAGCUGUAGUUUUAAGGGACGCCAUUUUGCCAAAUCAAAAUGAAGAAUCUUUUGCCGCGUCUUUCGGUCCUAAGGCAUGCGCUACUGAAUACUUGGAUGAAAUUACUAGAAAACUGUGCCCUCAAUUAAGAGACUUUGUCGUCUUUUCUUCGGUAUCUUGCGGUAGAGGUAACGCUGGACAAACAAACUACGGUAUGUCAAACUCGGUAAUGGAAAGAAUAUGUGAAAAAAGACGAGCUGAUGGGUAUCCAGGCUUGGCUAUUCAAUGGGGCGCUAUAGGAGAGGUUGGGCUUGUGGCUGAAAUGCAGGAGGAUCAUGUGGAACUAGAAAUUGGUGGUACCUUACAACAAAGCAUAUCGAACUGUUUGCAUGUUAUGGAUACUCUUUUAAGGCAGAAUGAUGCUGCAAUCGUUUCCAGUAUGGUGGUAGCUGAAAAGAAAACUACCUCGCUAACUGGCAAUAUUAUGGAAGUUAUUGGCGGAAUAUUAGGAAUAAGAGACAUAAAGGCUGUCAGCAUACAUUCGACUUUCGCUGAGUUGGGUAUGGAUUCAAUGACUGGUGUAGAAGUUAAACAAACUUUGGAAAGGGAAUAUAACAUAUUUUUGUCGCCCACUGAAAUAAGAAGUGUGACCUUAAAAAGGAUAAAGGAAAUGCAGGAAGAAGGAGAGUCUGGAGAACUUGUUAACAGUAACGAAUCAGAGGGUAUAAUGGAUUGGCCGGUGAUAUUAAGAUAUGUCCUGGAGAGUGAGGAACAAAAAGGUUGUAUUAUUAAGUUGAAAUCUAAAAGUUCAGAUAAGGAUCCAUCCACAUUGCCGCGAAUCAUUGCUCUGCCAGGUAUCGAGGGAGUCUGCAGGCUCAUAGAAAGUCUCACAGAAAAUUUAGAAGUAGAUGCAUAUGGAGUAAAUUAUAUUGCCGAAAGCCAAGAGGAUAGUAUACAAAAAUCUGUAAAUAAUAUACUGCCUCACGUAGAGAAACUUUUACAAAAACAUAAGCCCUUCCACAUAUUGGCCCACUCAAUGGGCUCUUUACUAGCACUAGAAAUAGUUGCUAGAUUGGAAAAAUUAGGAUUCAACGGUACCGUGACUUUUAUCGAUGGCUCGCCUCAUAUGUUGAAAUUACUUGUUGGAAAUCAAAGGGAUGAAGAUUUAGCCAAUAUUCUCAUUGACAGUAUUUUGAGAAUACAGAAGAUUGAAGAGGAAGCUGCAACAAUCAUGAAAGACAUCUGUCCAUGCCCAACGUUAGACGAUAAACUGACCAAAAUGGUUCAGAAUCUUACUUUAGAUGACAGAAUGACGGACGAAUUUGUCCGUCGUGGCUUUAUUGCUACAUGGAAACGGAUUCAAGCAACACGCAAUUAUUCUUCGGACGUCAAACUAUUAAAAUCUAAGCCGAAUUUGUUCAAGGCAUCAAUUCUGAGCGUCAAGAACUUACCAGAUGAUUACGAACUCGGGCAGUAUUUUGAGGAACCUUUGAAUAUCUCGGUACUGGAGGGAACCCAUACGACAAUUCUGCAACGCAAGGAACUCGCGGAUGCCAUAAUGAGCUACAUAAAGUAAUCAAUUUGGGAUUAAGAUACUUACACUAUUUAUUUAAUAAAUUAUAGAAGCACAGUA
Messenger RNA from Anthonomus grandis grandis, 7088 nucleotides. RefSeq names its product fatty acid synthase-like. Gene Ontology annotation, molecular function: fatty acid synthase activity; oxidoreductase activity; 3-oxoacyl-[acyl-carrier-protein] synthase activity. The coding region runs from base 135 to 7031 and encodes 2298 amino acids. NCBI's taxonomy places the organism in Eukaryota, Metazoa, Arthropoda, Insecta, Coleoptera, Curculionidae. The record is from RefSeq and is a predicted model, not a curated record. Gene Ontology annotation, biological process: fatty acid biosynthetic process. The transcript has 34 exons.